This is a messenger RNA of Linderina pennispora, 1350 nucleotides long. RefSeq lists its product as uncharacterized. The transcript is spliced from 3 exons. The coding region runs from base 1 to 1350 and encodes 449 amino acids. The record is from RefSeq and is a predicted model, not a curated record. Lineage: Eukaryota; Fungi; Kickxellomycota; Kickxellomycetes; Kickxellales; Kickxellaceae.
AUGAUUACAACGAGCAGCGACGCGGGUCGGGGCUGGCAGCACACACAUACGAAGGCCUACGGCAGAUGGAGCAGACAUCAGCGACCUAGCGCACGCGAGCGGUUCACACAGACGGGGAUGAAUCCAUACGCGACCCUGCACUACAUCAACCGCGAGCUGAUGGAGCUGGGGCUGCCAAGCCCGUUGCUUCUGCCGGAGCUGCCCGAGUGUCUAGAGGACAACCAAGCGCGUGGUAGAGUGUCCUGCUGGCGCUGGUGGAGAAGCGCAAGGCAGAUGCAGUCGUUCCGGGAGCACACAGAGGACGCAAUGCGGGUGGCGAUGGGCGAAGAGGACUCGCUGCGGGCGACGAUCGGGCGGCUGGAGCGCGAGCUGGAGCAGGCGCAGCGCGCAGCGGCCAUGGCGAAUGCGCUGGCGACGGAGCUGCGUGUGACUAGGGCAAAUGCCGCCAGCACCAAGACGCAGUAUGUGCAUGAAGCGAAAAAACGCGAGCUGGAGGCUGGGAAGCUGAAGGAGCGGAUGCAAAAGCUGCUUGUCGACAAGCACCGGUCGGCAAAAGUCAUGUUUAUCCUGGCCAACGAUGUGGUGCGGGACCGCAGCGGGCGGCCGGUGGACGCGGCGACGCAUGAGCAGCUGAUGCUGGAGGAUCUGGUGGGCAAGUACGAGUCGAACGAGCAGCAGCUGGUGAAGCGCAUUGUCAGGCUAGGAGGAGACGCUGCGGCAGCUGGGCGGCACGCUGGGCAAGCUGCAAUGCAGCGGUGCUGGAGGACGAGGACGAAGGACGAGGCGGUGCAGGUGGUGGUGGAGCGCGAUGGCAGCGUCGACAUGGCGCCGUUCGUGGCCAUGUUCGAGUCCAUCCGUAAGGCCGUGUCCGACGAGCGCCGGCGCCAGCAGGAACUAUCGGCUGCUGAUCCGGCAGAGCUCGUGCAGCGCGACAUGCGCAUCCGCGAGCUUGAGGCCGAGAUGCAGGCUCUGAACCAGGAGAUCGACAGACCAGCGGCGGAUCAUGGCCGAGCAGAAGAAGGUCAUGGAGAUGGCUGGCCGGUUUGGAGCGACAGACGCCCUGAACGCAUCGUUCUCCGGCAUGUCGCUGGAAGAGCUGGAGAUGGAGCGCAGCGCAUUGCGACAGGAAAAGGAGAUGCUGGAGGAGAAGCGCCGCCAGUUCACCGAGGCACCUCCAACGACGGCACCCCGACCAAUGCCCUGCUGUCCAGCCCUCGCAUUGCCAGCAAUGGAUCGCCAGCUCAGCCCGCAGCGCCGCUGACUUCCAGCGACAUGGAUGUCGAUGAUGAGCAGCAGGCAAUGCGAGCAGGCGUCAAGCGCAGCGCCGCCAGAGCCCGGCACGCCGAGUAG